AUGGAAGUAGAUUUGAAUAAACAUCCUUCUGGAUUGGUUCCUACAAUACAGAAUAUUGUGGCUACUGUUAAUUUAUGUUGUAGAUUAGACUUAAAAGCAAUUGCACUGGGUGCUAGAAAUGCAGAAUAUAACCCUAAGAGAUUUGCUGCUGUAAUAAUACGUAUACGUAAGCCACGUACUACUGCAUUAAUAUUCGCCAGUGGUAAGAUGGUCGUAACUGGAGCCAGAUCAGAAGAGGAUUCAAAAAUUGCUGCUAAGAAGUACAGUAUAAUAAUCAGACGGCUAGGAUACCCCGUUAGAUUCACUGAGUUUAAGAUACAGAAUAUAGUAAGCAGUUGUGAUACUAAAUUCAGCAUACGGUUAGAGGGAUUAGUAUUCGGUCACAGUAAUUAUAGUAGUUAUGAGCCAGAACUGUUCCCUGGUCUUAUAUACAGAAUGGUUAAGCCAAAAAUAGUCUUAUUAGUAUUUGUAUCUGGUAAAGUAGUACUCACAGGGGCUAAGCACAGAGAAGAAAUAUAUCAAGCAUUUGAGAAUAUUUAUCCUGUAUUAAAGCAGUAUAGAAAGGGUUAGUAA
Nematocida parisii ERTm1 is the source of this 573-nucleotide messenger RNA. RefSeq names its product TATA-box binding protein. Lineage: Eukaryota; Fungi; Microsporidia. Bases 1 to 570 code for a protein of 189 amino acids. Gene Ontology annotation, molecular function: DNA binding; RNA polymerase II general transcription initiation factor activity. The record is from RefSeq and is a predicted model, not a curated record. Gene Ontology annotation, biological process: DNA-templated transcription initiation. The transcript has a single exon.